Purpureocillium takamizusanense is the source of this 903-nucleotide messenger RNA. RefSeq lists its product as uncharacterized. The transcript has 6 exons. The coding region runs from base 1 to 903 and encodes 300 amino acids. Gene Ontology annotation, molecular function: methyltransferase activity. Lineage: Eukaryota; Fungi; Ascomycota; Sordariomycetes; Hypocreales; Ophiocordycipitaceae. The record is from RefSeq and is a predicted model, not a curated record.
AUGGCUGGCAACCCGGUACUGCGCGCAGUAUCCUACUACUACCGUCGUUAUUACGGUAAAAGUGAUGAGAAGUUUGAUCGUGACAAGUACCCAUUUCCUAUCGAUGCUGAAGAGCUGGACGAUUUAGACCUUGCACACCAUUUUCUGCGUGAAGCUUGUCGCGGUUCGCUAUUCUCUUCCCCUCUAGACCCGAAUGAUGGCUUGCGCGUGCUCGACCUGGGCACGGGCACUGGCAUUUGGCCCGUCGAGCUCGCUGAAGAAUACCCCAACAUCGUGGUGCAGGGAGUCGACUUCAACCGCAUCCAGCCUCUACGGAUACCGCGAAACAUGCUACUUCUGGAACUCGACAUCGAACAAGACUGGGAUGCGAUAGGUCAUGGAUGGGAUCUCAUACAUGUACGAACAAUGCUCGGAAGCAUUCACAACUGGAAGGAUCUCUAUUGUAGGGCAUUCAAGCAUCUUAAGCCACUGGGCUACCUGGAGCACGUCGAAAUCGACUGGGUUCCUCGAAGUCACGGCAGACCAUUGAUUGGAACUGCACUCGAUGUAUGGGCCGAUGCAAUAUUGACGGCAAUGGACAAACGAGGCCGUUCGAUGCGAGUCGACCCUGCCAGAACACGACACCAGCUCUGGGCGGCGGGUUUCACAGACAUUACCGAGUCGGCUACACGCAUAUGCUUCAGUGGAUGGUCUGGCGAUGUGCACGAAGAAAUGGUGGCUCGGUAUUUCAACGGGUGGUUCAAGCGCCGACUUCCGGCCAUGUCGUACCGGCCACUGAUGGAGACUUGUGGCAUGACGAAGGAGUUUGUGCAGCACCUCUGCGAAGGAGCAUACGAAGUCAGUCGCACUCUGCAUUAUGAAGCCUACUGCUUAUUAUACGUUUGGAUCGCAAGGAAAGCCUAA